Podospora bellae-mahoneyi is the source of this 1270-nucleotide messenger RNA. RefSeq lists its product as uncharacterized. The record is from RefSeq and is a predicted model, not a curated record. The coding region runs from base 986 to 1270 and encodes 94 amino acids. The transcript has 2 exons. NCBI's taxonomy places the organism in Eukaryota, Fungi, Ascomycota, Sordariomycetes, Sordariales, Podosporaceae.
UGGUUUGGCUUUCUUUUUGGAAUUGACUGCUAGGUUGACUGAGUAUAUUUAUUGCCCGUGGCUUUUUCCAACACUUUGGAAAGGGGGCUACUUGUCGACUAGAACCAUCGAGAGCGGUAAUAGGGGCUUCACUUUGAAACUAUCAAACCUGUGAGGUCUGGGAUGAGACGUUGAAGCUGGAACUGGCUAGACUCUUUUUUCAAAAGCUGGUGGAAAGUUGCCGAGUUUGUUGAGACCGUUGGGGUUGUAGAUUGUCCGAUGUGACUUUUGAAAUCAUGAUGCUCAACAUAUGAGAUGUGAUGCCUGGGGGUUCGGUCGAGGUGGCAGAUAGGAGUUGGAAGGAUGGGAGGGGUGGUGCGGAAAGGCAAGAGGAGGGCCGGUGAUACCCGAGAGUAGGUGAGUACCCUGCUUGCUGUGUUUUGGACUUGGACGUCGUCAAAGGCUGCAGGACUUGAACAAGGCAAAAGAUUCUAAAGACAUAUGGCCAGAGAGUUCAAAAAAAAUUUAAGAGUGGGAAUCGAGACGUGCUGGACGGUCCAGUGUGUAACACUUCAGCACCCCCUUUUCAGCCUCUACCGAUCAUCGUUUCUCACCGGCUCGGAAGCCACGAGAAUGCGGUGUAUUUCUCGGGGUAUUCCCCUCGGAUGUUGAAAAUCGCUGUUAAUCGAAACAGCCUUCCGUCUUUUUACCAAGUUUACCACAAGUCAUGUAUGUGUCUGCAUGCUUCAAAAGGUUACCGACUGCCCAUCUAGUGUACCCCAAGAUAUGCGUAGGAUGUACCCCGUGAUACAGCAAAAAGCAUCAUCAAUUUUGCGGGGAAAGAGCCUGGGGCCUUUUGACAGGUCCGCCUGCGCAAGUCCCCAGAUAUGUUGAGCAACCUGUUCGUGCGGAUCUCAAGUAUUACAAUUUGGUAAGACCGGCCCUGCUGAUUCGACGAGCGUUAUACCGGUCGAUUUUGUUUGUGCGUGAGUAAGCAAUAAGAGACAUGAUCAAGCAGCUAGAAAACCACAGCUUACCCCCCGGGAGCAAAGCAAACAAGCAGGCGGUGUCAUCCACGGGCAAAGGCCGAGCCAACGACUCAAGGCCGUACAGGAGGCUAAGCCUGCGUUAUGUUGCUGCUGCAUGGACGGCCCCCUCUCCCCCACACGUACAAAACGUCGAGCCGGGUGUAGAUGCGGACGAUCUUGGGCUUAGCACCGAUGCCUGCACAUCAGACCAAGGUCACGAGACAAGGGAAUCAUCCUCUUUUCCAGGCCUGUCCACCGGGUAG